UUUUCUCCUUCCUCUCGCGAGUCUUGCCUCCCGGCUGUACCCGGAAGUGAUCCUGCCCUUAAGGCUGUUCGUGCUAGAGCGUCAGGAAAGAUAAAGAUUAGGUUGUAAGAAAAGAAAAUAGAAGCCAUGUUUCGAAGACCUGUAUUACAGGUACUUCAUCAAUUUGUAAGACAUGAAUCUGAAAUAGCUAGUAGCUUGGUUCUUGAAAGAUCUCUGAAUCGUGUACAGUUACUUGGGCGAGUAGGUCAGGACCCUGUCAUGAGACAGGUGGAAGGAAAAAACCCAGUCACAAUAUUUUCUCUAGCAACAAAUGAGAUGUGGCGAUCAGGAGAAAGUGAAGCAUACCAAAUGGGUGAUGUUAGUCAAAAGACAACGUGGCACAGAAUUUCAGUAUUUCGGCCAGGCCUCAGAGACGUGGCAUAUCAGUAUGUAAAAAAGGGGUCUCGAAUUUAUGUGGAAGGAAAAGUAGACUAUGGUGAAUACACGGAUAAAAAUAAUGUGAGACGACAAGCAACAACAAUUAUAGCUGAUCCUCACAACAAAUCAUUUCCUGCAUCCUGUACUUCCUUGGGCCUUGCCUCCAGAGAUAUCUAUUUGUUAAAAAAUUUUUUUCCGGACCUGUAUGAGAUAAUAUUAUAUUUCUGAGUGACCAGACAAAAGAGAAGGCAUAGAGUGGAUGAUCUUCUUUGGCCAUUGUUUGGUAUAGUCUCAUUUCCCAAUCAUGUAUAGUCUUUAUAGCUUCUAAGGACAAACAUUAAAAUAGUCUUUUAUAUAAAAUGAGUGAUAAUAUUUCUCCUAACUGUUGCUCCCCGUGCCUUUUCGUCUCAUAAACAUUGAUAGCACUUGUCUGUUUCACUAGUUGGUUAUUCUUUUAAGGAUGGAUUCUGUGUACAAGUGUAUAACAUAGUGAACUUUCAGGUUCAUCCGUGUCAUGGCAAAGGGAUAAAUGCGCGUAGUAAGAAGACCCCUUGUUUUUCAUGUGCACUUCUAUUAUAGUAUUGACUUAGCCACUCAGUAUUUAUUGAAGAUCACUUUAUGUCAGGCAUUUAUCCCACUGUUGUAAAUACUGAUUUUCUUGUCUGUUUGCUCUGUAUACUAGAAGGCAAGGACUGUGUCUGCUCUGUGUACCUGCACCUUAACCAGUGCUCGGCACAGAAGAGACACUUGGUAAAUGUUGACAUGUGAGUGAUCUCAGUGGGAUAUUAAGCUUUAGCUCAAAUUGAAGGGAGUUGCUGAACAGUGGUUUGUAUCUAACCUACAUGGCUUCGGGACUAACCUACUUUCUUCACGCCUUUUGUUUUCGGAAACUUUCACUAGGAGCAUUUAUGAAAUGGAGUUUACCAGCAGUAAAGACCUAAAGUAUAACUAGGGAUAAAACACUUCAUCUCCAGGUGAUGACACAGAGGCUUUGGUUCCACUGUUCUCUGUCUUUCUAAGCCCCUAUUCUCUAUCCUUUUAGCCUCAUCCAGAGCCCUUGGGGGAGUCCCCUAAACAAUCUUUGACAUUGCCUCCCUAGGUUAGAGCCUCAGGUAUGACGUUUCCUUUUAUUUGUCCACAUGGUCUCUUGAUGAACAUACACAUACAGACCAUUGUGUACACACAGUUACUUCUGUUAUAAGAUUCUGAAAAUUGCAGAGUUUAUUAUAAUUUAUUAAUAAAGAUUGCAUAAAAUAGACUCAGUUUUUCAUUGCAGGUUUUACUUUUGAAAGUUUGCAUCAGUUCUCCACUGGUCUGCCUGCUAGUUUGCUGCAGUGUUUUAGAGGUUGGCUGCUGCUGAGCAGGUUGUCCGGUUCAAAUUGUAGAAGUUGCUUAUUUUCUUGGGGCCGCUUGGCUCCAGCUUGCCCUCUGGCCCAGCCUGUGUAUUUGUGCCCCAGGCUGCGUGUCCUGUCCCUUGUGCCUGCGAGUUGGUGCUAACUGUAGCUUAGGUCAUGCUAGACUUGAACAGGUUCAGAAUUCAGAAUUCACAUGCUAUGUUGUGGACCCUUGACUUUCUCUUUUAAGGUAUUUUCUGCACACUUGAGCAGCUUUUUGAACUUAUAGUGCAGUUUGGUUAAGGAAAGAUGGCAUUCCUUAGCUUAUCCUCUCUGCCCAGGAACAGUUUCAAAUUGAUUGCCAUUUCCUCAUAUCAGCCAUCUUUUUUUCUGCAGCUGGGACGCUAAGCAGCAUAGAAACUCUGCUCUCUGAGUUCGCACAUGAGACUGGUGAUAUAGUCCUCAUGCCUUUAUGCCACAUUCCUUAAGCAAAAUUGUUUAGAGUAGAUAAAAUUUAUCUUUUGAGCAAUGCUUGCUUUCUUUCCUCAGCAAAGCUAUUUUUAUAAUUUUUAAAAGUUGUGAGAAGUUAUGUGGAUUAGUAUUCUUGUUUAAACAAGGUGAUGAAUCUGUGCUUUGGGAAAAUAAUAUGGUGCUUAAUGACCAACCCAAAGCAAUUCUGAGUCCAGGGUGCAGGGGCAGAAGAGUGUGUCCUACAGGGUCUCCAUAAGCUGAGGGGCUCUUCUCCAAACUCCCACUGAAGAUUGCCUGAAAGGCUCUGAGGCUGGGGCAGCAGAGCUUUUGGAGUACAGCAUUCAGCACGGAGGCCUCAGCAUGCACAUGAUCCUGCAGACCCAGAGGUCCACAACGAGUCAGACUACAGGAGCAGAAACUGCCCUCCCCACCUAGGCAGCCCCAUCUGAGAAAUGUCCUACUGCUUCCCAGCUGGUCUGGGUAGAGAGCAGACGUGUGGAAUCUGACAGCAGUAACAGACUGUAGGGGUCUUCUGGUCCAAGUUCUGUGUCCUGCAUUUCCAUUUUUUGUGUUGUGGUGUCGGAAAUAUACCUGCAGAAAACUGCCUUGUGACUUUGAUUUUGGGAUUCCAUGUUAAGUGGAAAGAUGAGUAUGAUAUGUAGAAGUGUGGGCUAAAAAGUAUCAAACAGCAUGUGUGGUGUUACCCAUUUUUGAAAAAGAAGUAAUUGAUACAAGUAUGUGCCUAGAAAAGUCUGGAAGGAGAAGCAUCAAAAUGUUGUGAUUAUCUCUGGAUAGGGAGGAUUAUGUAUGAUUUUCCUUAUUUCUCUACGCUUUCAUAUGUUCUAAUAUUUUUUUCUUAAGCAUUGACCAUGUAUAUCUUUUAUAAUAAUAAUAAAAAAAUAAAGCUGUUCUCAUUUUGGAAAAAAAAACUUUUAUUUCCAAGCCAAGUUUGCUCUAAUCAUUCACCUUCAGCUGGUAGCGCUUCAUGUACUAGAGGUGAGCAAGACAAUCUUUUAUGUAUUUUCCUCACCAUCUGCAUCUUAGGAUCUCAUGCUUAGAUAUUUUAUUCACCUCCUUUUUUUCAUUCACCUCUCAAUCCAUGUACACAACCUAGAACGACCAACUUUAAAGACUAACCCAUAUGAGAUCUACUGUUUGCUGCCAAUACAGUUCUCAGAGGGUCAUCCAUUUCUUAAAUAUCACUGGAUGAUUAAUCCAAAGACAUCCAAAACCACCAAAGACAUGUUUCUGCAGCUGUUUUGGGGGUUACCUGUCAUUGCCGACUAGGUUACAGCCUGACCUUUGCAGCUCAGAUAGGAGAAAUUAAUGGUAGUUUCUCUUUGUUCCUAAAAGAGAUCAUGCAGUUCUUGAAGGCAGCGUGAUCUUUUACUCAACUACCUUUUUGCCCCAUCCAGCUUAGCUUAGCUAAAUGUUUGCUGUUCUGUUGGAUCACACUGAAACAUUGAUAUGAAAAUGAGGGCAGCAUUGCUUUACUUAUUUUUCUGUCAGGGUUUGCAUUAUAUGCCAUGAAGAUUGGUGGGAGUAACAGCAAGGAAAUCAUUGUAGAAAAUGAGAGAUAAUCCCAAGGUUAGUGAGUUGUAGAGAAAUCUCUUACAAGGUCAUAAUAAUCAUAUUAGUGGCUGACGUUUACUCUGCACUUACCACACGCCAGGCGCUGAGCUAAGUGCUUUUUAUCAUCAUCUCAUCUAACUAUUCCCCUGAGAAGAAGGUACUGUUGUCCCCAUUUUGUAGGCGAGGAAACUUGAAACUGAGGGUCAGUAACAUGUGAAAGUCAUGCCACUUAUAAGAGGCACACUUGGAGUUUGAACGUAGCUAUGUGGUUUGCGUUUUGCUUUCUGCCCACUGCCUGCUUCCCGCUGCUCUCCCACCCCCGUUGGCCCUACGUAUCCGGAACCCCCACUGCUGACUUUGUGCUCCAUGCAGGGUGCCUCUCAUCACACUGGAGGUUAAUACAUAAUAGGUUUUGGUUGUGGGGAGGAUUACGAGUGAGGGAGAAAUACCGCUACUUCCUUAUUUUUUCUGAUUCUCAGUGUGAUGAUCCUACAGGAAAAUAAGUGACAAUUAACUACUCUGCCUGGUUACCUUUACAUAUUCCUCUUGCUUCCUUUUUAUCAGGCAGUGUCUCUUUACUGGUUAAAAUAAGUUCAGUGUCUGCUCCUUUCACUGUUUCCUCCAUUGUUUUCUUUUCUACUGAGAGUUGGAAUUGUCAGGAAGAUUGUUCAAGAAUUUGUCAGGCUCACCUUCUAGAGGACGCAACUUUUGGCAAGUGUCAUUGGCAUUGAAGUCCCCUCUCACUGUCUGUGAUAGGAUGGUGUGUAGCUUUUUAGGCUAAUGGAAUCAUGCAGCCACAAUUAAUGAAACUUCUCUUUUUCUCUCUACUCCUCAUCCAUUCGCUCUCUGCCAUGCUUUGACCCUAGGGUCUUGUUUUUCCAUACAGGUGUACCUCUUGACAUUUUUUAGUCUUUCUGCCCCACCUGUCAUUUGGAAGAAAGAUGGUCCAUCAUGAUAGUUCAGAGUUUAGUCUGUGCAGUCAGACAGCCUGGAUUUGAAUCCUUGCUUCACUCACUAGCCAGUGACCUCUGGUGACUUUCUUAAUUUCCCCUGCCUUGGAUUUUUGUUGUUUUGGUUUCCUAUAAGUGAAACGGGGUAGUAGUAGUGCCUACUUUAUAGACCAGCUGUGAAGAGCACAAAAAAAUAAUACAUGUAGCUUCCUUAGCACAGAGUAUCUGAAUCAAGGGCUCAAUUUGUUAGUGCCCUUGAGUUGAUUCUAACUUCUAGUGACCCUACGUACAGCAGAGCAGAGCCCUGCCUGGUCUUUGUGUUCCCUCCUUCCUGUGCUGCAUCAGACAAUGCUCUGCUGCUAUUGAUAGGGUUUUCAUGACCAAAGUGGUUAAUGCAUAUUGGCUGUCGUUACUGUUGUGGUUAUUUUUUAUUUUUUUCUUUUAAAGAUUGACACCUGAGCUAACAACUGUUGCUAAUCUUCUUUUUUUUAAUUCUGCUUUCUCUCCCUGUAUCCCUCCAGUACAUAGUUGUAUAUUUUAGUUGUGGGUCUUUCUAGUUGUGGAGUUGUGGUUAUUUUAAACAAGGCAUGUCACUUUUUCGGUUACCAUGUGCAUCUCACCAAGUCUCACGGGAUCCUUGUGAGAGCAUGUCACCUUUAGAUUAGUUUAUUGUACUUGACUUUUUUUGUUGUUGUUACUAACGUCCAUGGAUUAUUGAGCACAUAUUCCACUUUGGUAGUGUUUUUUUUGGGUUUGUUUUUAGUCUUCCAUGGGUAUUUACAAUUAAUCUGGGCAUCUUUUGUUUUUCUUUUUAAGAUUGGUACCUGAGCUGACAUCUGUUGCCAAUCAUUUUUUCUUUUCUUG
Messenger RNA from Equus quagga, 5608 nucleotides. RefSeq names its product single stranded DNA binding protein 1 (gene SSBP1). The record is from RefSeq and is a predicted model, not a curated record. Gene Ontology annotation, cellular component: mitochondrial nucleoid. The transcript has 8 exons. Gene Ontology annotation, biological process: mitochondrial DNA replication; positive regulation of helicase activity. The coding region runs from base 127 to 645 and encodes 172 amino acids. NCBI's taxonomy places the organism in Eukaryota, Metazoa, Chordata, Mammalia, Perissodactyla, Equidae. Gene Ontology annotation, molecular function: single-stranded DNA binding.